AUGCAUCCUAAAAAUGGCCAGCAUUCAGUUCGGCCAGCUCUGAGGUAUACGCCAGCAGCGAGAAAUAUCGAUACCGGAAAGAACAUGGCCGAACCGUUUGAAGAUCAGAACUUCUAUGUGGUGUCAAUAGAUGAGAUGGGCACACCUGCGACUGAAACAUUUCAUAUUUAUCUUUUGGCCCAUCUGGCGAGACGAGGACUUAGCGCCCUGGUAAUGAAGUUACCAUUCUUAACCUUCAUACAUCCUUUCACCAAAAUAUUUUCGGUUCAUGUGGCUACCUCCGCCUUCCCCUUGUACUAUCCUGCCGCCAACGAGUUCGGUAUUAUCCUCCACAGAAGUGCUACGAUACUCGCCGCAUCGCAUAUCGGCUCUAUCGAAGCCUAUAUCGUAUUCGGUGUCUUCUAUUUGCUCCGUGAGGCUGAGUUAACGCUGCUCGCAAUGGUGAAAGGCAUACAGCUUUUGUUCAAGAUUACCUGUUACAUCGACCCGAAGUCUGAUUGUGAACCUGUCCGAGAGCUAAAACUACUGACCCCGGCCUACCACCGCAAUUCCGAUGUGAACUACAACCUGUGGGUUACACGAAUCCAAGAAGGAUUGGCUAAGCAUCGGCUGUUCUACAAUAAGACUCAGCAGAACAUUAUGCAUUCUUCCCGAAUAGCGCGCGAUCCUUCGACGAGUCCUCGGGCAGAUUUUUAUUGCAUGCGGCGACCAUGGGUUCGUACCCAUCCCGGCAUUUCGGUGGAAAUGAUGCGGUCCUUUGUACCUGCUAGGAACAGGUUCUCGCAAGAGCUAAUCUCGUUCGGUGGACUCGUUCGUGGUGCAUUGCCCGUUUCAUACCGGUUAUAUGGUACAGAACUACCUCACUUGCUUCUUACCACGGACGACAGCACGACUAAAACCUGUUGGCAUACAACUGCACCUCGUUACCAAGACAUGAGAACUGACCGAGACCGUUCAAGGGCAAUUUUCUGUGAUGGGAAACGUUUGACGGGAGUGUGGGACGAUUUCAACGACUAUUAUUCGGACGAAGAAGACCAGAAAUAUGAGAGCACUCUACCCGAGGUCACACUCUCUGCCUACGACGAGACCGGCCGAGCAGAAAGCAUUCCAGUGCUGAAGCAACGGGCCUACACUGGUAGAGUAUUACCAUCCGCUGUCGCCGACACUCCCUGCGCCGACCUAGGUGUCGAUGGAAUGUUGGAGAAGCUCAACGCGCCAUCCCGCACUCCGGACAGCCCCUUAUACAAGGCGUGCGAAGACUUUGUCACAGAAAAUUGCGACUUUGGCACUGCCUACGCUCAUUUGGGCCAUCUGUGUCGCAUCAUCGAUAACGGAGAUGUCAGCGAUGCCAUGAAGGCACGGGAGGACGACGACGAGAUGCGACAGAAUAUGCUUAACAGUAAGAAGACCGUCGACAGGAAUGCACCCCCUCGGAGGUGGGUUGCUCGCAUCAAAUUCCCGCGGACGAUAUCGCAUGCUUGGGUGGACGAUAACGAUAACGAUCUCAAAGGAGAGAUGACACCCAUAAAUGGAUACGAAUGGCCGGUGCCAAUGCCGAAGGAUGUGGAUCUUAAUCUGAUCAGGAUCGAGAUGCUGAACUUCGACGCGGAUUAUGUGUGGUUGGACAUUCUGUGUUUGAGGCAGAAGGGUCAGGGCGAUGACCCAAGUGGUAACCCUAGCCAGGAGGAGUGGGACCGUAGGGAGGCUCUGCGCAAGAAGGAGUGGAAAUUAUAUGACAGGGCUACGGUGGUGUGCUACUUCAGCGGGCUGGGUCUGCCGCUGAGUUUCAAAGACGGCGACUUCGAAAGCGAUUGGUGUUGGUUCAAUCGAGCGUGGACACUCCAGGAGAUCGGUGAUAUUUUGCUCAUUGGAAAGGAGAUCCGUGACGAAUGA
This is a messenger RNA of Desarmillaria tabescens, 1893 nucleotides long. RefSeq lists its product as uncharacterized. The record is from RefSeq and is a predicted model, not a curated record. NCBI's taxonomy places the organism in Eukaryota, Fungi, Basidiomycota, Agaricomycetes, Agaricales, Physalacriaceae. The transcript has 14 exons. The coding region runs from base 1 to 1893 and encodes 630 amino acids.